GCGUCGGCUCAGUUACGUCAUCCUUUUACACACACACACACACACACACACACACACACACACACACACACACACACACACACGCGCGUACACAAACCCACCGGUUUCGCCUCCACGCGAUUUUAUAGAGUCGACUGUGGUUUUGACGAUGAUUAAAAACGGACAUCACGGCGCUCCGGAGGCCGGAAGUGCGGGAGCGGAGAAAAGGAAGCGGUUAGUGCGCGUGUGGUGUGACGGCUGCUAUGACAUGGUGCAUUAUGGUCACUCAAACCAGUUGCGGCAGGCAAAGGCGAUGGGUGAUUACCUCGUGGUUGGAGUUCACACAGACGAAGAGAUAGCGAAGCACAAAGGUCCACCUGUGUUCACUCAGGAGGAGCGCUAUAAGAUGGUGCGAGCCAUAAAGUGGGUGGAUGAGGUCGCAGAGGGAGCACCGUACGUCACCACGCUGGAGAUCCUCGACAAGUACAACUGUGAUUUCUGUGUGCACGGAGAUGAUAUCACGUUAACAGCGGAUGGAAAGGACACGUAUGAGGAGGUGAAACAUGCAGAUCGGUACAGGGAAUGCAAACGCACCCAAGGUGUGUCCACAACUGACCUUGUGGGACGCAUGCUGUUGAUGACUAAAGCUCAUCAUACCAACAUGAAUAACUCUGAUUACAAGCAGCAUGCAGAUAACUUUGGAAAGGGUCCUAAAGGCCAUAGUCCCUGGACCGGUGUGUCUCAGUUCCUCCAGACGUCUCAGAAGAUCAUCCAGUUUGCGUCUGGUAAAGAGCCGCAGCCCGGAGACACCAUCAUUUACGUAGCCGGAGCGUUCGACCUCUUCCACAUCGGCCACCUGGACUUCUUAGAGACGGUAUUCAAACAAGCUGAGAGACCCUACAUCAUCGUUGGGCUGCACUUUGACCAGGAAGUGAACCGCUACAAAGGGAAGAACUACCCAAUCAUGAACAUCCAUGAGAGAACUCUGAGUGUGUUGGCUUGUCGGUACGUGUCAGAAGUGGUGAUUGGGGCACCGUACACCGUAGGUAAAGACCUCCUGGACCACUUUAAGGUCGACAUGGUGUGUCACGGAAAAACUGAGGUUUUCCCAGAUAAGGAUGGAUCUGACCCCUACGCUGAGCCAAAAAAGCGAGGAAUAUUCAGGACCCUGGACAGCAAGAACGACCUCACCACUGAUGACAUCGUGCAGAGGAUCAUCGCUAACAGGCUGGAGUUUGAGGAGAGAAACCAGAAGAAGGAGGUGAAGGAGAUGGCUGUGAUUGAGGCUCUGAAGCACAAAACUGAUGGAGAGAAAAACAAAGCAGCUGCUCAGUAACUGACAAAAAACAACAACCAAAGGGCUUGAAAACUUUCUCCUUUAACUUUUCCUGCUACUUUUCCUCUGUCGUCUUCUCUCCGUCUGUGUGAGUGCGUUUAACGUGUCUCGGCGUCAGCGUGUCCGUUAGGGGCGGAGCUCUGAUAGGUAGAUAAAGUGCAAAGCUUUGUAACUGAGGACGUUCACACUAGCAAGCGUUGGCCAGUGGGCGUGGCCUGUCCGGUGUUCGAAUAACAGCAGUAGCUAUGAACAGCUUCUAAAGCUAGCAGGUUAAACAUAAAUGAAUGUCAUGCACUAAACAGGCAAGCUCGCUGUUCUGGCUACGUGCGCUCUGUCAACAUUCUCUGCUACUUCAUCUCUCCAAACACUUAAUAAGCGUUCUGAUUGGACAGGUCGAGAGGGUGGGGUUUUAUUUGCAUCAAAAUGGGAACUAACGUUGAUUUGCCAGCGAGGAACUGAAUGGACGAGGACUCAUUCGAGGUGAUUUAAUCAUUCUCGUUACAGCACCACACUUAUUUGCAUAUUAAUGAAUAAAAUUACCCGUCGGCCUGCUAGCGUGAACGUAACGUCGCACCCCACUUACCCAAAACGUCUUAGCCGUCAGCCAGAAAGUUGUGUUUUUUUUUGUUUGUUUGUUUGUUAAAAAAAAGCUUUUCUUCGUGCUCUCUCUCUCUCGACGGCUCACCGGGUUUUUUGUUGUUGUUUUUUUUUUGUUUUCGUGAAAUGUUCUCGUACUGUUUCUCCACGCCUGAUAGCGUGUGACCUCUGACCUCGAGUCUGUGCCAUGUUAAAAUAUAACAGAGUAACACAGUGUGUUCAAGUGGGAUGUCAGAAAUUUCUGACCUCAAGUCAGGAGGGAAAAGUCCUCCACUCAGGCUCUCAGUUCCUCACACGGGAAAUUGAGAUUUUUAUCUUGUAGAUUUUUUUUUUUUUUUUAAUUUAAAAAUGAAAAAAGCUGCAGGUUAAAAGUUUUAGCAUCCAGGAACUACUUUACCUUCAGAAUCCACACAAUAAUAAUAAUAAUAAUAAUAAUAAUAAUAAUAAUAAAGGGGGCACGGUGGCUUAGUGGUUAGCACGUUUGCAUCACACCUCCAGGGUUGGGGGUUCGAUUCCCGCCUCCACCUUGUGUGUGUGUGGAGUUUGCAUGUUCUCCCCAUGCCUCGGGGGUUUCCUCCGGGUACUCCGGUUUCCUCCCCCAAGACAUGCAUGGUAGGUUGAUUGACAUCUCUGGAAAAUUGUCCGUAGUGUGUGAGUGAAUGAGAGUGUGUGUGCCCUGCAAUGGGUUGGCACUCCAUCCAGGGUGUAUCCUGCCUCGAUGCCCGAUGACACCUGAGACAGACUGAGUAAUAAUAAUAAGAUACUAAAAACAUUUUAAGAAAGUCGUACCAUAAAAAAAAGUGAGCCGUAUUUAAUCUGUAGGGGGAAAAAAUAAGUUUUCUAACUGUUUUAAGUAAAGUUUGCGUUUAACUAAAAACAUGAUGAUUCUUGUGGAAUUCCAAAAUAAAUUCAAUUUUUAAAAGUAGAAAUGUGAUUUUUUUUUUAGCAGCAUAGAAAAAAAUCAUUUUAAAUUACGCUUAUAAUUUGUAAAAACUAUUUUAACAGCAACAAACAACCCCAGAGAAGCGAAAGUGUUUACACGGAGACAUGCGCCGCUGUAGUAGUGUUUAACAUGAAGGGAACCGUUUUUAUCCUCAACACAACUCCACAUUCUAAUAAAUAAUCCCAGAUUAAAUAACACAACAAUGAUGCUGCUUCUGGAUUAAAACGUGUUGUGAGGUGAGGUGACGCUCCCUGGUGAACGAUCUCUCACCAACGUCACUAGUGAAGAGGGAAGAAACGAGGCUCAUGAAUGUUCAGCUGGUGAAUUUGCCAUAUUUAUUAUAAUCUGAAUGUAUCAGGUCGUGUGUGUGGGGGUGGUGUUAGCUUUUUUGUUUGUUUGUUUUUAAAUCUUGGUACCAGAUGCCGGUGUUUGUAUCAGCAACAUAAAAACAGUUUUAUUGUGUUUUGUGUUUUCACCCUCGGUCACAAUCCCGAUUCUUACUUUUUACACGACUUCUAGUUUCUUUGACUUCAGAAGUGAAGAUUUUUCCAGAAGUGACGUUGUUGUUUCUCGAAAGGAAAAUGUGUAUUUGAAUUUAUUCACAUUGUACAUGGGCGAACACACAGCGAGAACACGCAUCGUGAACACGCACAGUGAACCUACAGCGUGAACACGCCAGUGAACACACAGCGUGAACACGCACAGUGAACAUGCAUGGUGAACACAGCGUGAACACGCACAGUGAACAAGCACAGUGAACACAGCGUUAACACGCACAGUGAACACGCAUCGUGGACACAGCGUGAACACGCACAGUGAACACCGCUUCAUAUCAGUCAGAGAUUCAAGAAGUUCAGUUUAUUUGUAUCGUGCAUUUUUUUCCCCAUUCAUGUCCCACUGCCACAUUAUUGAUGACUGAUUUUAUACACACACCAAUAAACCCUGUACCAAGAAGA
Messenger RNA from Tachysurus fulvidraco (yellow catfish), 3811 nucleotides. It is a transcript of the gene pcyt2, whose product is annotated as phosphate cytidylyltransferase 2, ethanolamine. The record is from RefSeq and is a predicted model, not a curated record. NCBI's taxonomy places the organism in Eukaryota, Metazoa, Chordata, Actinopteri, Siluriformes, Bagridae. Gene Ontology annotation, molecular function: ethanolamine-phosphate cytidylyltransferase activity. Bases 149 to 1315 code for a protein of 388 amino acids. The transcript has 13 exons. Gene Ontology annotation, cellular component: cytoplasm. Gene Ontology annotation, biological process: phosphatidylethanolamine biosynthetic process.